UAAAAAACAAGUGUUCUGAGAAAACACGUUAUCAUGUCUGUUUACGAUCCUCUCUGUAACUCCGAACCGGACCUCAAUCCCGCCGGCGGCCACCGGAGACACAAUACUCUAUCGAAAAAGGUAAUUUUGAGGGAUGGGAGAUCUCUUUCGUACAUAGAAAAAGGCGUCCCAAAAGAGGAGUCCAAAUACAAAGUAAUAGUUGUUCAUGGCUUCGACAGCUCCAAAGAUAUGAACUUUGUUGCACCCGAGGACUUGAUGAAGGAGUUGGGAGUGUACUUAGUUCUAUUUGACCGGGCCGGAUAUGGAGAGAGUGACCCGAACCCUAACCGAACCCAAACCAGCGAAGCAUCGGACAUUGAGGAAUUAGCGGAUCGGAUAAAGAUCGGGCCGAAGUUUUAUUUGAUUAGCAACUCGAUGGGCUCAUACCCGACGUGGGGCUGCCUGAAACGGAUACCACAUAGGCUUUUAGGGGUGGCGAUGGUGGUUCCUCCGGUGAACUAUCAGUGGCCGUCGAUCCCGGACAUUCUGAGCAAGAAAGACGGGAGAAAGAGGAUCUACAGGGCCAUGAUCUUGAUCGGAAAAUAUGCUCCGUGGUUGGGUCACUGGUGGGCUGCCCGAAACCCGGCCAGAAAUGACAAGAAUUAUAGCGACCGGGACCGAGAUCUUAUUAAGAAUGCUCCUAAUGGCCAUCAUUCCCCCACUAUGGAAAAGCUGAAGGACAAAAGCGUGUUCAAUAAUUUGAGCUCAGAUUUCUGUGCAGCAUUUAGUAAAUGGGAAUUUGAUCCAUUGGAGAUGAAAGAUCCAUUUCCGGAAAAGAAAGGUUGGAUGCAGAUAUGGCAAGGUUGCCAAGACAAAUUCAUAAACGUGGAAUUACAGAGAUAUGUGUCGAGAAGACUACCUUGGGUUCGAUACUAUGAAGUCCCUGAUGGUGGACACUGCCUUGUCUAUGAUGUUGCUAUUUGUGAAUCCAUUAUUAGAGCUCUUUUGCUUGGAGAUGAUCCUCACCAGUUUCGCCCUUUCUAAUGUCUAAAAUGUAGCUAGCUUUCAAAUAAAGUGAAGAGAAAAUAUCGAGCCUCGGGUCUGGGUGUGGGGGCUCCAGGGUGACAGAUUCCACCUUUUGAGUCAAGAGAAAAUAUCCUACCGGCCAUUUUAGCCAAUUCAAACCAUCAAGUACUGUGUGUUAUUUAUUCGAUCUCAUUAUUAAUAACCUAAUUAAUAUGGCGCCCAUGAAAUCAAAUAUUAUUGUUUCAGGUAGAUAA
Molecule: messenger RNA, 1259 nt
Organism: Cuscuta europaea
Lineage: Eukaryota; Viridiplantae; Streptophyta; Magnoliopsida; Solanales; Convolvulaceae
Source: the annotation of a GenBank genome assembly